UAUGUUGCAUGAACUUUCACCUCAGUUCCCACAGCCACGCAGAAUCGUGUGGAUUUGACAGGACAUACAGUGACUACACUAACACGGAUCUUUAACUUUGACCACAUGGAAACUUUCAUCAGCUUCACUAACCAGAGUCAAGGCAGGGAUCGCAUAUUCAGAGCAACCCAAUAUGCGUGUGCCUUGGCGAAAUACCUUCUGAGAAAUGAAGCGAAGAGGAAAGAGCUGGUGAAAAAGCUGCAAUUUCUGGAGUCUAAUAUGAGCUCGGGGCGGAAGCUAUUCAGGCUUGGGAACACAGUCAACUCGAUUUAUGCGGCCAAGAGCACUCUUCAUAUUUCUGACCCCGUGCUGCGCUUUUGCCUUACUUUUGCCAACCUCAACCGUGCUUUGUACUUCAUCUGUGAUAACAUACUCUGGGGCAGAAGUAUCGGGCUAAUACGAGAUAUCGGCAAGGAGCGCUGGAGCUUGAACUCCACUCGCUUCUAUUUGCUGUCCUUGGUCAUGAAUCUCACCAGAGACGUCUAUGUGAUCGUCCAGCUUAUGGUGCAGAAGUCUCAGGACCGACACUACCAGCAAAAAGUCAAUCAGCACCUCAAUGAAAGCCCGGAUGUGGCUUUUGUCAUAGUGCCUCAGCUUGAUGCGUUCCUCUUCCUUCUCCUCGAGAGCCUCAGAAAGGAACCAUCUGUGGCUCUCGAUACACUUAAAAAUGUUUGCGACCUUUUCAUUCCACUUGACAAACUGGGCAUUUACCAGACAAAUGCAGGGGUGGUUGGCUUCUGUGGGCUUGUUUCCUCUCUUUUAGGCAUAUUGUCAGUUUUGAGGCCCAGCCUUAAAAUCAAGCCAUGAUUCAGGAACAUUCUUUAGAGUAACACCCAAAAGGAAACUUUCCUAACAAAUAUUUAGAUGUGAAAUUAGACUACCAUUAAGCUUACUUUUGUAAAGGGAUCAACUUAAUUGUUCUAUAAGGGAGACACGAGAA
Sinocyclocheilus grahami is the source of this 979-nucleotide messenger RNA. RefSeq names its product peroxisomal membrane protein 11A-like. Gene Ontology annotation, biological process: peroxisome fission. Bases 106 to 846 code for a protein of 246 amino acids. The transcript has 4 exons. The record is from RefSeq and is a predicted model, not a curated record. Gene Ontology annotation, cellular component: peroxisomal membrane. Lineage: Eukaryota; Metazoa; Chordata; Actinopteri; Cypriniformes; Cyprinidae.